CAGAUGCUUGCUAGAUCAGUCGAAAGUCAAAAGCUCCGGUCCCCCCUUCGACUUCUCCAAAUCGUCGCCCGCGGGCGGCUUAUCCCCACCACCGUAUUCCUCCCCCGAUCCAUUUCCACCUCGAUUCCGUCGCCAUGCUUCGCCGCCGCCGCCUCCUCCUCCUCCUCUCCGCGCUCUUCCUCUCCUCGGCGAUUAAAUCGGCCCUGCCGCACGGGGACCACGGCGAGGAAUCGGGAGGGAGCUGCGCGUUGGCUCUUGACGCAAGAGUAGUCGCCGAGUACGAGCCAGGCGUCGUUACUGUCGACGGGCACGCCGAUGAGUGGGCUGAUGUUGACGGGCCGGAGUUUGCUUUGCUGCCCGCUUUGGACCCGGAUGAGGACAAAGCCUACGGCGGCGGCAAGAUCGCCGUUAAGGCAUUGCAUGAUGGUAUUAAUGUUUACUUCAUGUUACAAGUCGAAGGGGAGUAUGCCUACUCUAAGGGUGACAAUCAGAAAUGCCCAUCGGUUGCUCUGAUGUUUCAAGUGGGGGAGAAUGCCACCUAUCACAAUAUGGGUGGGUGUAAAGACUUGCCUGGAACAUGCACCAGUAAAAGUUGCCGUGGUCAUGAAGUGGAUAUUAUGCACUUUUCGAUUGGAAGUGCAAUACCAGGACGGCUAUAUGGUGCUAAUCUUUUAGACAACGGAGAUGGGAAUGGUGGUGAUAGAUUUGGUCAUCUGGUUGAUGUUUAUUCAUGGAACCCACAUUGUCGGUACCUUGAUGGAAAGGGUCCUUCAGGAAAUAGUUCAAGUGCUCAAAAUGAUUGGCAAGGAGCUUGGUGGCACAGUUCACUUGACUUCCAUUCAGCUUCAGGUUAUGUUGAAGAAGACAGUCCAUUUACGAAAAGUGGUCAGAAGGGCACAUAUUAUUUUGAGUUCUCCAGACCCUUAAGGACGAUGGAUCGUUUUCAACAGGACGUUCAAUUUGUAAUAGGGCAGUUGAGUAAGGUGGGUGUUGCUUUCUGGUACCCACUUGAUGGGAAACCAUGGAGUGGAUCACAACACUAUUCAGCUAACUGUGAUUGGAUGCCUCUUGAUAUUGCAUCACCUUCUGGAGGUUCUUCUUACAGUGUGGGAUCAAAAAGCUCGUGGGAUGCUGCAACUGCCUUUGCCUUGUUACUGUCGGUGGUUGCUUUUUGCGUAUCAGUUUUUGUAGGAUACUGGGUUUCCAGGACCAACUCGGUUCCUUUCACGCCUAUGGACAGGCUUUAAUACAUCACUACAGUAGCAAAGUUGUAUCUUUACGUUGUAUUAUAUUUUGUGAGUAAUUGAUGUUCCGAGAUGGAUAUUAUUUCAUUUGAUUUUUUACGGAGUUGCAACUUCCGUCACACAACGAUAUGUAUGUUGCUAAUUAUUAUUUACAGCUCCGAGUGGAAUCUAAUGUUGUCUUGCAUUCUUGUGAAUGCGCA
Molecule: messenger RNA, 1444 nt
Organism: Asparagus officinalis (garden asparagus)
Lineage: Eukaryota; Viridiplantae; Streptophyta; Magnoliopsida; Asparagales; Asparagaceae
Exons: 8
Coding region: 135-1247 (370 amino acids)
Molecular function (GO): heme binding
Source: RefSeq, a predicted model, not a curated record